Bursaphelenchus okinawaensis is the source of this 3426-nucleotide messenger RNA. NCBI's taxonomy places the organism in Eukaryota, Metazoa, Nematoda, Chromadorea, Rhabditida, Aphelenchoididae. The record is from the annotation of a GenBank genome assembly.
AUGUGGUCGGGCAUCGGAUGUGUGGUCAUGUUCAUGGUGAUGCAGGUCGUGGAUGGAAGUAAGUUUGGUUUUGUUGUAUUAGUAUUGCAGUAUAUGAACUUUAAUGGAUGUAGCCAGGCUUGGGAAGGUUUAAUGUUUAAGGUUAAGGCAUGUCUUAUAUAGGGAGUGGGUUAGAGUAAGGUAGUGUUAAAGCAAGGGCAAAGUAUUGCUACAGUAAGGGUAGGAUAGAAGAAUGGUAAAGGGCACUCUAGAGACUAGAAUAAGUCAAAAGCUAGGCUAAAAAAUGACUAAAAUAGGGCUAAAAAAGCUUGAUGUAAAGCUGUUGUAAGGCUGGGUUAAGGCUUUGACAGGGUCAUGAGCUAGGCUAGGUCAGGACUCGGUGCAGACCUAAGAAGAACUGAAACGAAACGUGGGUAAGGUUGGACAUAAGGCUGAGUAGAGUAAGGCUUCAGGCAUCAGGCUUCAGGCUCAGGCUCAGGCUCAGACUCAUACUCAGGCUCAGGCUCAGGCUCAGGCUCAGGCUCAAACUCAAACUCAAGCUCAAGCUCAAGCUCAAGCUCAAGCUCAAGCUCAAGCUUAAUCUCAAGCUCAACCUCAAGCUCAAGCUCCAGCUUAAACUUAAGCUCAAGGUUCAGGCUCAGGCUCAGGCUCAGGCUCAGCCUCAGGCUCAGGCUCAGGUUUAGGCUUAGGCUCAGUCUUACGCUUACUCGCACUACGGCGCAAAUUCAGGCUUAGGGUCAAUCCAAGCUCAAGCUCAAACUAAAGUUUAAGUUGAAGUUCAGGCUUAGGUUCAGGCUAAACUUAAAGUCAAGCCUAACGCUUUCAAAACUAUGAAACCAAAAAUUAUAUCUAAAUUAGUACCAAAAACCAAUAAGAACUGAAUUCCUCUUACUAAUUUCAAGCCAUUCUCUUUAUGAAACCAGAUUUCUUAAACCUUAAAAGUGCAUGUUAUAUCAUCCUUUCCUACUCUAUUCCCUGUAACUCAUAAGACACGUCACAUGUAGUUCCUAUAUAGUCAUUAUUCCUAUCGACAAAAGUCUAAAAAUAAAUUUUAAUUGCAUAUUACAAUAUAUAGUUUUAAUUACUGUUUUCGCUUACAUAUGCUUCUUGGAUGCCUUCAAAGAAAAAUGCUUUUUUAGUAAAACUUUCCUGUUUUUGAACAAUAAUAAGCUUGUAGUACAAUGUACUCCUGGCCAGACAAAAAUAAGUUUUUGUUUUUGACGUUUUAAUAUGUCAGCAUGCUUAAUGUCAUAGCUAUUUUAUGUUUUUUGUCGUCUUGUUUAGCAUAAUUUUUGCAUAAUUUUGAAUAUUUGUCAUUUCCUCGUUUAAGUUUUGAAAAUUUGUAAGCUUUUUGGGGGGUGGUAGGGCUAGAAAUGGCUUUUACAACAAGGUGGAGGUAGGGUUGUAGUAGGGUCAGGUUUGACUAAAGUAAUGCUUUGGUAAAGCAUUAAUAGACAGGAAAAAUUUAAGUUAAACUAAGACUGGCUACGGCUAUACGCUGUGGGAAUGGCAUAGACUUGAGCUAGGAGAUGAGCUCAGAAUCAGGAUCAGGAUUCAGAGCAUGAUUUGGUUCAGCAUGAGCAUUAGGUCUAAAGCUAAGGCUACAGUUAAGGUGUAAAUUCAAGCCCAGGCUCAGGCUCAGGCUCAGGUACAGGCUCAGGCUCAGACUUAGGCUUAGACUCAGGCUUACGCUCAGGCUCUCAAGCUCAGGCUCAAGCUCAGGCUCAGGCUCAGGCUCAGGCUCAGGCUCAGGCUCAGGUUCAGGCUCAGGCUCAGGCUCAGGUUCAAAGUUCAAGUUUAAGUUCAAGUUCAAGUUCAAGCUCAGUCUCAAGCUCAGUCUUAAGCUCGAGCUAAAACUCAGGCUCAAAGUUAAUCUUAUGCUCAGGUUACCCUUAGGCUCAGGUUCAGGCUCGAACUCAUGUUUAGGUUUAAGUUCAAGCUAACAAGGAAAGGUCCCCACCGCGCAUUGGACUGGUGAAAAACUGGUACAUACAAGUUGUAGGGCAUGGUCAAAUUAGUCAUAAACCGAAAAAAAAUUUACCCCUCGUGGGGGUUUUUUAAAAAAUUUUAUUACGUCAAAGUUUAAAAACCUUAAUUGCGCUCGCGCUAGACUCGGAAAAGAAGAGGAGAGAGUUCCGUGAUGCAAUAGCGCAGGGGUUGCGCUCUCGGUUAACGCUCAAAGCCCGUUGGUUCGGGUCGCGGCGUAGGCACACCCUUUUUUGCCUGAAUUAAAAUUUUUAAAAAUAAAAAAUUAUUUUUUUGGUCAUUUGUUCGUUCUAUUACUCUUUAAAUAGUAAUUUUAUUUUAUUUUUGUUUGUAAUAAUGGAGAAGUUUUGUCCUGAGGUGAUCUCAACGUGCCUUACGAGCUGGUGGAAAGUAUGUGGUUUUAGGAAUCGAAUAAUGGCCGGAAGAAAACGUAUAAACAGAUGGAAACGAAGUUCGAACGACGAAUCGAUUGGUAAAAAAACAUCCGGUCGAUUGUAUCGUUAUGUUGAGCUGCGAAAUCAAGAGAAUCUGGAGACUUAUAAGAGUUUACUUGCUGAUAAAAUGAUUUUUGAGAAGUUCAGAGCUAUUUGAUUGUGCUUUUAGGUAAUUAUGCUAAAUAAAUAGAAUUGUAAGUAUAAUAAUACUAUUUAAAUUAUAUUAAAAACAAGCUUAAUAAAUAGAGAAAUCGAUUUUUAAUGUAAACAAAACAAAAGUUGACCAAAAAAAAUAAUUUUUUAUUUUUAAAAAUUUUAAUUCAGGGACAAAAGGGUGUGCUCCCGGCACGACUCGAACCGACGUGCUUCGAGCGUUAGCCGAGAGCGCAACCACUGCGCCAUUGCAGCACGGCACUCCCCUUUUCUUUUUUGAGUCUAGCGCGAGCGCAAUUAACAUUUUAAACUUCGACGUAAUAAAAUUUUUUUUAAAAAACCCCCCACGAGGGGUAAAUUUUUUUUUGGUUUUUGACUAAUUUGACCAUGCUCUACAACUUGUAUGUACCAGUUUUUCACCAGUCCAAUGCGCGGUGGGGACCUUUCCUUGUAAGGCAGGCCAGUGCGAGUUAAGCAUGUAGAGGUAGGAUGGGACUAAUUUAGAAGUUAUUGAAUUGUAAAAAAAUAAUCAAAUUAAAUUAAUUUUUAUUAAAAAAUCUUAAUUUUUUUGAUUUCAGAUCUAUCAAGUGAAGCUCGCACACCUCAACUACCGUACCAGCUUCCAGGCGCUUACAAUCUUGUAGCCGACAAAUUGGACCCCAAAAUCUUGGAAAUGGAGUUGGCCGGAGUGCUGCCACAACAACAAGAUGAGAAACCAGAGAUGGAAGAAGAGAAUGUGUUCAACAUGGUACAACCCGCUGUACCAACGGUACCACGACGACAGGUUUGCUGGUGCUGCAGGGCCUAUGUGUGCCAUUAUCAGCGUUGCCCUUGCUCUAAGUUUAUGUUGUAA